Messenger RNA from Diorhabda carinulata, 4173 nucleotides. Its product is annotated as annexin B9-like. Gene Ontology annotation, molecular function: calcium-dependent phospholipid binding; calcium ion binding. Bases 92 to 1033 code for a protein of 313 amino acids. The record is from RefSeq and is a predicted model, not a curated record. NCBI's taxonomy places the organism in Eukaryota, Metazoa, Arthropoda, Insecta, Coleoptera, Chrysomelidae. The transcript has 7 exons. Gene Ontology annotation, cellular component: cytoplasm.
GUGUUAUCGGUCCGCGCGCAACAGUUUGUGUCGAGGUGUAUUCCUUCGAAUCUGUUUUUCAAUACAGUUCCCAUUCAGUUUUUCUGUAAUAAUGGCGCCCACCGUUUUUCCUUGGGAAAACUUCAAAGCUGAUGAAGACGCACAAAUUUUAAAAGAAUCUUUGGACGGUCUAGGCACCAACGAAGAUGCUAUAAUUGAAAUUCUAGCUAAAAGAACAAAUGAACAGAGACGUCAAAUAGUCACUACAUAUAAGACAAUGUUUGGAGAAGAUCUAAUAGAAGAUCUUAAAAGUGACCUUGGUGGAGAUUUCGAAGACGUCAUUUUGGCACUACUUAAAGACCCUUUGGACUACCAAGUAGAAGAACUACAUAAAGCAGUUAGCGGUCUCGGUACUGAUGACGAUACCCUAGUGGAAAUUUUGGUUGUCCAUAACAACGAAGAAAUUCUGCAGAUAUCUGAAAGAUACCAGGAAUUGUAUGAGACAUCUUUAGAAGAUGACAUUAAAGGAGAUGAAUCCGGUACACUGCAGAGAUUAUUGGUGUCCCUAUCCACGGGUGGCCGGGAUGAAUCUGGAUUAGUUAAUAAAUCUGCUGCUGUUGCUGACGCACAGGCUUUAUACGAUGCUGGAGAAUCAUCUUGGGGAACAGAAGAAUCAGUUUUUAACUCGGUUCUGUGCCUGAAAAAUCCCAGUCAAUUGAAGCUUAUUUUUAAUGAAUAUGAAUCAUUGACUGGACAUUCCAUUGAAGAUGCUAUUGAUAAUGAAUUUUCAGGGUCAACCAAAAAUGCUUAUUUGAGUUUGGUGAGUUGCAUGAGAGAUAGAGCUACUUAUUUGGCGACGAGACUGCACGACGCUAUGGCUGGUAUGGGUACAGAUGAUAGAACACUCAUCAGAAUAAUUGUUUCCAGAUCUGAAAUCGAUUUGGAGGAUAUAAAAGAAGCUUACGAAACUAAAUACUCCAAGAGUCUUUAUGAACGCGUGUCGGAUGACUGUUCUGGAAAAUACCUAAAGACAUUGCUAUUAAUUAUCGGUUAAAGAAAACAGAGAAAAAGUUAUCAAUUCCCAGUAUCUUAUUAUAUUCAAUACAAUAUCAAGUUGUUAUAUUUGUUGGUUCGUUUAUUCAUAUUAGAAAUAAAAAAUAGUUUCUGCUUCAAUAUUGUUCUAUUUAAUAGUGUUAUUAUUUUUUUUUUAUUUUAGGGAGACUCAACCGGAAAAUAUGAAAACAUAUUAUUAGCAAUAAUAGGUUAUUAAAAUAUAUUCAUAAUUUCUAAUCUAAAACUAAUAAGUUUUCAUUAUAAAAACAGUUAUUUAUUUUUUCAUUUAAACAUACAACAAAAGUGUUUAGUUAUAUGUUUGUACCGUCUCAAUUAUCUCAGAAAAGACUUGCACGAUUUUUAUUAGUUUUGCUUCGUAAGCCAAUGUGGUCGAUAAUACGUUGAUAUUUACAUUGUUGUCGGAUAUUUCGUUUUUCUAAAAAUACAAUGGACUUUGCUAUUUCAGUUUGAUACAUAGAGAUAUUAUCGAUAGAGAUAACAAGUCAUAGCCAUCUAUGUACGUCCUACCGAUUUCGAUGAGAAAGAAAGAGACGGCCAGUCAGAGAUUUUUUGUUUUUGUCUAUACGCGCAGUUAGAAAAGGAUUACUCAAAUUUCUGAUUGUCUCUCUCGUACACGGCGACAGUUAUCAAACUUGCUUUUUGUCUAUAUCUGUAAUGUCUCUAUUGAUGUAUCAUGUCCUAUUUUUUGUUUUUUUUUUUUUCUAUAAAAUUCAUGUGAUAUAUAAGUUACCAUAAUUCCACAGUUAUAUCAUUUGGAAUAACCCGAAACAUAAAUAAGUAAAAACUGCUGUUGAUAUUUUUAAAUCCAAGAAACCUGCCCUGAAAAAAAUUAAUAUUUGCAACAAUCUGUCGAAUAUUAGCAGAUUUUUUAUGAAAGUUUUAAAGUCACCCCUCAGGAAAUGAUUUAAAGGAUUCAUUUCGGGUCAUUCUAUAAAACUACACCUUAAUAUAAUAUCAUGUAUCGUCAUUCAUUUUAUUACAAAUAUAUGUAGUAAAUAAUGAUACAAUAAUAAAUAUUAUCCAAGAUAAUCCAAUACUAAAUUACAAGAAAUAAAAUUUCUGCAUUAAAAUUCAACGGAAAAUAUUUGGAUUUAAUACCACCGAAGCAAAGUCUUCAAUGGAAAAGGGACCAAUUCUUUUAUUGCCCAUCGUUCCAUCCGAUACCUUAUACUUUGUAUAUAAUAAAUAAUAGUUGUGGGAUUCUUUCAACGAGGAAUUGCACGUGCUCAGUAUCCAUAAUUAUUUUUCUAUUUAUACCAAACGGACUUCAUCGCAAAACAUAACCUUGUUUAUUGGAAUUCUUGAAAUUUAUGAUCGUAUUUUCCUAUCAUUUGGUGAGAAAACUUUUCAAAGCUAUCGAAGUUAUCAUCUGUCAAUUCAUAAGCCCACCUUUCUCGGUAUGAAUGAAAUUUAUAAUCAUAUAAACUUCUAAUCUUCUAACAUUUUACAGACAUCUAAAGAUUUGUUUUCACCCCGAUAAGAAUAAACAGUUGACAACACUAUAUUGAGAACUAAUAGUUUAUGGUUAAGAUAGUGGGAGGUCGAGAAUUAUUAAGCAAGCAUAGGCAUCAUGAUAGACACGUCGAGCCUACCAAAUAUCCAUGUCGAAAAAGCUGAUCAGGAAUCUUAGCUUGAACCUUUCAGCUUCACUAGACAAACUCUAAGGCUUGCACAUAUGUUGAAACGCAUGUUUAAGCAGGGCAGUUGAUUGUCAAGACAAGCAGAAGGUUCAUCUAUAUGUGUCGUAGCUUGUUCCAUUGCAGUAUUUCCAUCCAUCUCUGUAAAAACUAUCUUCCUUUCUCAGAGAUACGAAUACUACGUUUUUUUGCUGCACCAAAAAUAGACUCUGAACCCGCUGAUCCCAAUCUAGCCAGCGAAUCAGCCUCGCCGUCGCCCAACAGACCUGUGUCUAAACGAGGUGGUCCUUGCAAUCAUCACUCACUGUUGCUUGAGAAGAUUGAGAUUACUGUGUUUAAUUAAGUGUCGCACGAACAAAUUCCAUCGCAGAGAAUAUUAUUGAUUCAUCCUGAAUAUCUGAGUGAAUUUAUAAGAUUUUUAUUGACUUCUACCUUCACCAAUAUCCUAAAAUAUCAAUUCUUCGUUCCACAGUAUUUUACAAGGUUUAUAAUAUAGUGCAAGUCGUUUGCAAAAUAAUUAAGGCAUUUCAUACUUGAAACUCCUUUUUUUAAACACUGCCAAUACUUAAUUUAAUCUAUAUCUAAUAUAAAAAUUGAUGCAAUUCGUAGAACAAAUCUUGACAAUAUUGUCAGAUUUUAGUAGUACAAACGUAGGGGAAAUGUGAAACAAUGAGGUUAUGUUAUAUUUCUAAUAUAAUCUACCAAACUACUACACUAUUUUUUAUUAGAUAUCUAAUUCGCUAGAUGAUGCAUUUAAAUUUCUUAGAGAGCCAGUGAAAUUAGCAGCAUACUAAUUCGUUGUUUGAAAUUGCAAAAAAUGUAAAUAACCAUACAUUUUCUAUCAACUAACAAAGCAUGUAGAUGUGAUUUUUGUUUUAACCAUCGCCUUUCUUCUUCUGACAAAUACUCCAAAAUAGUACUACUAUUUCCGUAUAUAGUUAAGCGACAAAAGUUGGUCUUUUAGUUUAUAUUUGGAGUUUGUUUGAAUUAUAACAAUUGAAUUCUGUAGAGUAACAGCUCAAAAAUAGUUCAAUAUUUUUUCCAUUUCUGAAAUGUUUCAAUUAUCCCACUUCUGAAUUUGAAAUUGGAUCAAUACCUUUUAGAAUCAUUCCAAUAUUUUUAGCAAUAUAUUUGAAAGUAAAACAUGAUUAGUAAAUAGUCUAGAGGUAUUUUGAACUAUAUAAAGCAAUAGUCCCAUUUCGGAAAAUUGUUAAAUUUGAUUUUUUUCAGAGUGACGAGUCUAGGAACAUCAGAAAGAUGCUUGUUGCGCUAAUUGAAUAAAUUUUAAGUAAAAUGUUGAUAAAAGUGCGCUUUAAAGUCACGAUAUGCUUGAAAUAAUAUAGACUGCACGAACAAAUUGCUAAUAUAUAAUACAUAAUAUUUCUUUUAGAUACAUAUACUUGUUAUUUUUUAUGUACUGCUUAUAUAUUUUAUGAAAAUUGUAUUUUAGAAGUUUGCAAAUGAAAUAAACGCAUAUUUCACA